AUUAAUGGAUCCUAGGUUUUAUCUUCAAAAUCAAAAGCAGUACGUAAUUUAAGAUUCGCCUGAGGUUAUGGGAAAAUUCCAAAGAGGUGUUAGUGGCAUUUCCUGUAUAUAUAAAAUGGAGGAGCGGCCUGCUAAAAAUAAGUUGAGAGACACACAAUAAGUUAAAUUAAAGAAGCAUCAAAUAUGGGUGAGUAUUCAUCAAGAAGCGGUGAUGUUGCUAUCUCUGUAACUAGUAAGGAGGAAGCAGGAGGAGGUGGGACCUGCAAAACAGGCAAAUAUUUUCUUCUGUUUCAGAAGAUGGUGGCGGAGUUGGUGGGGACGUAUUUCUUGAUAUUUACAGGGUGCGCAGCGAUUGCGGUGAACAACGACUACGGGAAGCAAAUAACGCUUCUUGGAAUUGCAACUGUUUGGGGAUUGGUUGUCAUGGUCAUCGUUUACUCCGUUGGUCAUGUCUCUGGGGCCCAUCUCAACCCUGCCGUCACUAUUGCUUUUGCCUCCAUCACAAAGUUUCCACUCACUCAGGUACCGGCUUAUAUAGCAGCUGAAUUGCUUGGAGCGAUCCUAGCAAGCGGAACAGUGAGACUAGUAUUUAGUGGGAACCACGUUGAAGUUCAGUUCACAGGAACGUUGCCGAGUGGCUCAAACAUCCAAUCCUUCGUCCUUGAAUUCAUUAUCACUUUUUUCCUUAUGUUUGUCAUUUGCGCCGUUGCUACCGAUAGCAGAGCGGUUGGUACCUUGGCUGGAGUUGCAAUCGGGUCUACCAUACUAAUUAAUGUGCUGAUUGCAGCGCAAGUGUCAGGAGCAUCAAUGAACCCAGCAAGGAGUCUAGGACCUGCAUUUGUGCACCAUGAAUACAGAGGAAUAUGGAUAUACUUGUUGUCACCCACCAUUGGAGCUGUGGCGGCUGCAUGGGUCUACAACAUACUUAGGGAGAAGAAGGACAAGCCCAUCAUUCAGAUCACCAAGAAUGCCUCUUUCAACUGAAUCAUCAUCAUGCUUGCAUGCAUGGGAUCGCAAAAUAUUUUCAUAAUAAUAAUUGCCCAUCAAAUUAAUAAUUGCUUGCGCUUCUCUUAUCUCAAUUGGAGAGGCUUCAUCAUCAUUUUUAUCCAUCAAAGGAUUGAUAAAGAAAUGGAAUGGAGAAGUG
Arachis duranensis is the source of this 1144-nucleotide messenger RNA. RefSeq names its product nodulin-26. Gene Ontology annotation, molecular function: channel activity. The transcript has 5 exons. The coding region runs from base 184 to 984 and encodes 266 amino acids. Gene Ontology annotation, biological process: transmembrane transport. Gene Ontology annotation, cellular component: membrane. The record is from RefSeq and is a predicted model, not a curated record. NCBI's taxonomy places the organism in Eukaryota, Viridiplantae, Streptophyta, Magnoliopsida, Fabales, Fabaceae.